Strongylocentrotus purpuratus (purple sea urchin) is the source of this 1863-nucleotide messenger RNA. Its product is annotated as CUB and peptidase domain-containing protein 1-like. The record is from RefSeq and is a predicted model, not a curated record. Gene Ontology annotation, molecular function: protein binding; serine-type endopeptidase activity. The transcript has 9 exons. The coding region runs from base 46 to 1863 and encodes 605 amino acids. NCBI's taxonomy places the organism in Eukaryota, Metazoa, Echinodermata, Echinoidea, Camarodonta, Strongylocentrotidae. Gene Ontology annotation, biological process: proteolysis.
UAGGCAGAUACUAUAUCAUCGUGCCAUGAUCACCUGUUCCCUAUCAUGUGCUCCGUUUACUAUCCGGAAUGCACCCAUAACGGCCCCACCCAUCGGGUUUGCUACUCCGACUGUUUGGCAGUCACUGAUGCCUGCAAGGCAUCCUUUGAGCAACUCCUCGACCGUCCAUGGCCCGUCAACUGUUCGAUGUUUACCGAUGAACAGGAGGAAGAUGGGAGCUGUUUUGGCCCUAUGGGAGAUCUUUUCGAUACCAACAUAUGCGGGACACGCCCUGCAUACACACCAUAUCAAUACGAGGUUCUUGGUGGUACCAACGCACGCCCAGGGGAAUUCCCUUGGAUUGGUUCACUCCGCAUCGACGGAUUGGGUUUUGAAGGACGUUGGUGUGGGUCUACCCUGAUCAACUCUCAAUGGGUUCUUACCGCAGCUCACUGCGUUGAUUACUACGUCGAUCGUGUGGUUUUUGGGAACGCACAUUUGACGGAUGACUCCGACAACGAAGUAGCGAUUGAGGUGGCUGAUAUUUUCGUCCAUCCCGAGUACGACGUCUAUUGGCUCUACAACGACAUCGCUCUGAUACGACUUGCUGAACCGGUGACAUUUAGUGACUACGUCAGACCCGCGUGUCUGUCGGAAUCCUCGGAUGAACUCAAUGACUAUCGUCGCUGUCUCGUCGCUGGAUGGGCAACUAAACUGGAAGGCUCACCGUUGACAGAGAGCUUGAAAAAAGUAGUGGUGACCCUUCUUGACCAAGACUGGUGUAAUUCUGAAGCUUCCUACAACGGGUCUCUGACAGAAGAAAUUGUAUGUGCUGGAUUUGAGCCAGGUGGAAUUGAUACUUGUCAGGGAGAUAGCGGUGGGCCUUUAACCUGUGAGGGUGAUGAUGGUCGAUGGCAUCUGGUCGGACUAACAAGCUUUGGAGGAGGAUGCGCAAGAACACGCUUGCCCGGCGUCUACACCCGAAUCUCAAAGUUCCAGUCAUUUAUUACAGCUGUGGUUUCAGGAGCAAUAACACCGGGUGUUAUUGAAAUUACCCUUGAGCGUGCCGUUUCAGUGACCAUCACUUCUCCAAACUACCCUUCCAACUACAACAUCGGCGAUAACAUCGUCUGGAAGGUAUCGGCCCCUGUUGGACACAGCGUCAGGCUGGACAUCGUCAACUUCGCUAUCGAAUUUGACUACGACCUCUUGUUGGUGGGCAAUGGACUGACGCCACUGACUUACACAGAGCUUGUGAGCCUGACUGGCUAUGGGUUAAAUUCAACUUGGACGUCACAUGACCGCCAUAUGUGGCUCAAAUUCAAGAGUGACUCCUCACAGACUGAUGUUGGAUUCAUGGCAACACUGAACGCUGUGGAUCCAAGAGAUGAUAAUCUUCUAAUCUUGGUGAACGAGUCUAUGGUCCAACAGCUCCGCUCACCAGACUUUCCUCUUGGUGCAAGAAAAAUGAUAAUGGCUCCUCAGGAUCACAGCGUGAGGGCGCGUUUCGACUUCUUUAACCUCACCGACGAUUCUUUGCUUGCCGUGGGCUACGGCUCGAUUCCUUUAAUAUCCACAACCCUAGUGAAGUUGACUGGAAGUGAAUUGCCGGAAGAUAUUACCUCCCCCACUCGAGAAUUGUGGUUUAGAUUUGUGUCGGUUACUGGGAACUUCAAUAAAGCGGUCGGUUCGCUUAUGGGAAGUGGAUUCGUGGUGAAUCUAACAGCAGUAAGGACUGAAGAAUGGAGGAACAUGGUCAGACAUCCAUGGAAGUUUCCCGUGCUUCUGUCCCGAAGGCUUCAAGGGGGAUUACUGUCAAAAAGGUUAGGACAAGACAAAUGGACUCGAUACCCUCAAGAGAUAGCACCAAGAAGAGAUAGCUAG